Messenger RNA from Psilocybe cubensis, 1134 nucleotides. RefSeq lists its product as uncharacterized. Lineage: Eukaryota; Fungi; Basidiomycota; Agaricomycetes; Agaricales; Agrocybaceae. The record is from RefSeq and is a predicted model, not a curated record. The transcript has 4 exons. The coding region runs from base 1 to 1134 and encodes 377 amino acids.
AUGCUUGGAAGGAAGUUCCUACUUACAGUGGUCACUUUACUAGGCCCUCUCCUAGCCGCUGCUGCAGAUGUUGCCAACUGGGAAGGACCGCAUAUUGAUGCAGCAGUUGACAACCGCGCAAUCGACUGGUGGUACACCCAGGUAAUAUCCCAAAAGGCGGCUUCAAAUGGCGUGCCUCCUUCCAUUGAGAUUGUUCUCAAGCGGGGCAAUACAUUCCAAUUUGGAACGUCGAAUAGUCCUUUGUAUUUGGUCGAGGUCAACGGCUUCGAUCUUGACGGACUCCCCUUCGCUCAGACACUGGUUUUCAACACAUCGACAGUUGCAGCAACCGGUAACGGCCUUGAAACCAAAGGCACAUGGGGUAAUAAUGAAAUUGGCUUCAUCGCAAGCAAAGACUUGAAGAAGUUCACCGUUACCCUCAACACUGCCGUUGUUUCGGGAACGAUCGUCAUCAACAGCGAAAGCUCAUUCCGUACAGGCUGCGGCGGAACAAAGGUCACCGACUCGCCGUUCUUCGACAAGCUUGUUUCAGAUGGUCGCCCAUUGACAGCGGCCGAAAACAUCUUGUAUAAGAAGACCGGAUGGCGAAUCACGGUUCCGGCUGGCCCAUCGACAGUUGAUGUUACCUUUGGUGGAAAGAAGAUCAAGUUUUCCGGUGCAGGUUACAAGGAUUCCAACUGGGGUCCUAACGCAAUGAACGAUUUCAUAAAAUCGUGGUAUGUCCUCAUCGCAGAGGUCGGCCCGUGGUCUUUCGUCACCUUCAGCGGAGCCACCAUUGAUGGGACCAACAACAUCAAUAGCGGUCAUAUCAGCUACAACGGCCAGUUCAUCAGCAGCCAGUGCAACGUUAUUGGUGAGAGAACCAAGGACAUUUCGAUCAUCACACCAAGUGGUGAAGCGACUGAGGCGGGUGUGGUUGUUCCUACUGAAUUCGAUGUUACCUUCGUGCUUCCGGACAACAAGAAGGUCGCAUUCCAUGCGACUAACAUCAACUCUAACCCCAGCGUCAGCGUUUACCACAGAUGGGUUGCCAACUAUACUGGAGGAGCUGUUGGUGAAAAGCAGUACAAGUCAUUUGGUAUCACUGAGUGGAUGAAUCCUUCCAGAACCCCCCAUUGGCCAACCAUUCCUUAG